CUGGCCAAAUUGUGAUAGCCACUUUUUCUGCUGGUGCAGUGACAGUUUCAGAACAUUCUGGGUUGUUCUAAACCAGUGAUACUCCUGGGUUAAGAGCAUAAGAGACUCCAGUGGCGUGGCUUUUCAGAGCCUUAAAGUGUGUCAUAACGAUAGAGACAUAAGUAUAAUCAUGGCAGUGGAUCCCUCAAGUCAGGACUCUGCAAGACAUUGUAAUAGGAGCAGCUCCAGAAGACACACAAUCCCCUGCUGUUGGAAAGGACACAGUAGCGUCAGCCGGAGCCAGGGCAGGAGAUUAUCCCCCCUGGCGUUCCUGUUGCCCGUGUGCGUGCUGCUGUGUGUGUGGGGAGGGGUGGAGGGGGUGGUCCACUCCAGCUUCCGCCGUCUGAGCGGUCGUGAGAAGAAGGAGAUGCAGCGCGAGAUCCUCUCCGUGCUCGGCCUGCCGGGACGCCCCCGUCCCCACCCUCCGCUGCGCCCCCCGUCCUCGGCGCCCCUCUUCAUGCUGGACCUGUACCACGCCGUGUCCGAGGGCGAGGAAGGCCUGGGGGGCAGGCUGGCCGCCGAUGGGACGGGCCACGUCCACACUCACGCCUUCCCCACCCUCAGCACGCACAUGCCUCCCCUCGGCACGGUCGUCAGCGAGGCUGACACAGUCAUGAGCUUCGUCAACCUCGUGGAGCAUGAGCGAGACCUGCUUCAACCACGUCCGUACUGGAAGGAGUUUCGCUUCGACCUCACACCCCUCCCACAGGGAGAGACCGUGACGGCGGCGGAGUUUCGGAUCUACAAGACGCUGACCAUGGGCCAGAGGGCCAACCACACGCUACACAUCUCUGUUUAUGAGAUCCAGCGAGAGAACAGACACAGGGAGCCAGAGUUGGUGCUCCUGGACAUGCAGUCAGUGCCAGCGGGGCAGGAGGGCUGGCUGGCGUUUGACGUGACUUCGGCGAGUAACCGCUGGCUGCUGAACCCACGGAGCAACCUGGGCAUCCGGCUCUACGUGGAGACGGAGGAGGACCGGUCACUGUCAGCAGGAUGGGUGGGGUUGGUCGGGCGACGGGGCCCCCGCUCAAAGCAGCCCUUCAUGGUGACAUUCUUUCGGGCCAGCCAGGCCCCCUGCCGCCCUCCUCGAGCUCUCCCCCGCAACAACCCCCGCAAGAAUAAAAAAACCAAAUAUAUCCUACCACACCCUAACCGGCCCGGAAUGUUUGAUCAGAUUCCUUCAAGUGGCCGGCAGGCAUGCAAAAGACAUGAGCUGUAUGUGAGCUUCAGUGAUCUGGGCUGGAAGGACUGGGUGUUGGCUCCACGGGGUUACUCAGCCUAUUACUGUGAUGGAGCGUGUGACUAUCCCCUAGGGGCCUGCAUGAAUGCCACCAACCAUGCCAUGAUCCAACUAGUGGUUCACCUCAUGAAGCCAGAUGAGGUGCCCAAAGCGUGCUGCGCCCCGACCAAGCUGAGCCCCAUUUCUGUGCUCUUCUACGACGACAACAACAACGUCAUCCUCAAGAAGCACCGCAACAUGGUGGUCAAGACCUGCGGCUGCCUAUAGUAUGCCCUC
Molecule: messenger RNA, 1555 nt
Organism: Clupea harengus (Atlantic herring)
Lineage: Eukaryota; Metazoa; Chordata; Actinopteri; Clupeiformes; Clupeidae
Gene: bmp8a
Product: bone morphogenetic protein 8a
Cellular component (GO): extracellular region
Molecular function (GO): growth factor activity; cytokine activity
Source: RefSeq, a predicted model, not a curated record